AUGCGACAUUUUGCGCGCUUAGUAGUACCCGCGCGUGUUGCGUACCGGCCUCUCCCCUGCCACCAUCUUAUUCGCUUCAUUCAUGAACGGCCAUUCCCACACGUUGUGCAACCAGAGUUGGCUAGCGAAGAGUCCUACGAGAUCGCGCGGGAUGCCUUACUACAAUUAAAUAUCAUGAUUCGCCGUGGGAUUGAGCCAGAUGCGUUGAUGUAUACGUCCCUUAUUAAUAUCAUGGGCCGUGCUGGGCUUGAAUGGCAGGCAUAUAAGCUAUUUUCACGUAUGAUAGAGUCGAAUGUCCAUCCGCUACCUGAGACCUAUGUGGCGCUGCGGGAUGCAACGGCAAAACAUCGGGCACGUCUUCGUGACGAAAUUCAAGCAAAAAUUGAGCAAUCGAUGGAGACGUUUCCGGAGUACUUGUCGGAGGUUGAACUUGCACGGCAGCGUGAUGAAGAUCGCAAAUGUAUCGCAAGGUUCGAGGAGUAUAUGCAAGGGAAGCUGCCGACAUCCGUGCCUCCGUCGCUUGGCAGUGUCGAAUCGACGCCGUCCCCGGCCACGGAACUUCACGCCUCCGCUACUUCAUCAGCAACCACAUCACCCUCUUCGCCUGCAAAGAUUGUAUCAACGAUGCACAUACGCAAUCCGACCGAUGCCUGGGCCACUUCGGAUAUGGCGGAAAAAAUUCGUAAUCAACCACAUCAGUUGGCUAAAGGGCUUCAGGCUGAAAGUCUUCGAGUGGCUUUGCUCAAGUUAGACGACGAGGAGCUCCGCAUCUACCUUGCCACACAGCGGCAGCUGCGGCAUGGAAGCAAGCAGCAACUCGUGGAUCGCAUUUUGGAGAACGUAAGCGAGAACGCCAUUUCUGCCAUGCUAGGGCGUCGCGCUCAUUACUUUCGAUCGGUGGAGAAGCUCCUUGCGGCGGACCUUUGCGAAUUAAAAGGCACUGCGGAGGACAAAACCAACGCCAAUCAGCAUAACAGACAACAUGAAGCCUACUUCGAGGCGGAUCGCACUUUACGGAAAGAGGAACAGGCAUCUGCCGCCCCUGAAAUCCUCCUAACUCCGUGGGGACUCAUUCGUAAGCCUUUAAAGGUUCAAUAUCGCGAGGAUUCUAUCAGUUCUCCAAGUUUCAAUAACAGCGAGCGGCUGGAGCGCAUUCGUCUUCUGGAGUCCGAGUUGAUGCUUUUGUGGCGAAAGUCACAGAGCCAAGAGCUUGAUGAGAUUCCGGAAAGUCUCCUGCGGCGGUAUGCUUAUCAAUUUCAACUCCGCUGGCGUCGACGAGUCCCGCUUUCCCUUAUCCGAGCCGUUGAGUGGCACGCUAGAAUGUUCCUGCCCACCAUCCUCGCAGAGAGGGGGGGAACUCCUGGGGAUGCUGAUUCUUCAGGUGGAAGUCGUCUUUCCACACUGCACCCAUUACCAACUCCGCCCGCGCGCCUCCGGGAACAGCAAGAGGCUGAUGGAAUGCGGCAGACACUAGAGAAUUUUGAGGCAUUUCGCAUUAUUUCACAGCGCACCAACAAUCUGCAGGUGGUAGACGAUAAGGAGAUUAACUUACAUAUAAAGCGUAUCCGACGUGACAUCAUGCGAAAGGAGCGAAAAGAUGACGAUCAUUUGCGGCGGGAGGGGCAUAUCUUGUCAAUGGCAAGCUUGGCGUCUUCCGCGCGUGAGUUCACCCCCAUGGACCCUCCCGAGGAAGAGAACCUCUGUUCUAUUAUCGGACUUCAAGAACCAGACGCCGUUGACGACACCAUGAGGCUUCCCAUUGACAAGGCCCCCAGUUCCCCAGAAAAGGCACCCCCAGAGCAAACGAGGAUCCACAGUCCACGUUCUGAUCGAGGCGCUGAGGGGACCGUCAGCGGCUCCACGAAUACCAAACGUACUGAGGUAGGGACGGUUGUGGGGGGAGGCCACGACGAGCUCCCCCCAUGGGCGCUCUUCUCUGAGGGGGAGGAGUAUAACUUAUCUACUGGCCACUUUGGCGACCCCGUGAUGGGUCGCUACCAGGAGUUAAGUAACUCCAAAUUCCGAUUGCUGCCGUCUCGACUAGCCGAGAAGAAGUGGUCAGUUGAUCGGCACUUGCUACCGGAUCAACUCAGGGAUGUCGUGGAUUCCGAAGAACUAAAGCAGACUGAGCGCCUUGAAUCGGUGGAGAAGGAGUACUGUCGCCGACUUGAGUAUAAACGGUAUCGAAAAUGGGAUAACUUAUUAAGAAAGGCCCAGGCCAAGGCCAAGGCCAAGGGGGCGGCCACCAUAGCAAGUGAGGGAAAGGGCUCAGUUAAGCCUCUCCCUGCCCAAAAGCGCUUAGCGCAGCUUCUGAGAAACGGGCACGACAGGGCAAAGGUCUCCGAGAGCCUACGUGAACGCUUUAAUCGUAGUCUUUAA
This is a messenger RNA of Phytomonas sp. EM1, 2379 nucleotides long. NCBI's taxonomy places the organism in Eukaryota, Euglenozoa, Kinetoplastea, Trypanosomatida, Trypanosomatidae. The record is from the annotation of a GenBank genome assembly.